This is a messenger RNA of Thrips palmi, 9361 nucleotides long. RefSeq names its product GTPase-activating protein CdGAPr (gene CdGAPr). The transcript is spliced from 12 exons. Bases 280 to 6150 code for a protein of 1956 amino acids. Gene Ontology annotation, biological process: small GTPase-mediated signal transduction. Gene Ontology annotation, molecular function: protein binding; phosphatidylinositol binding; GTPase activator activity. The record is from RefSeq and is a predicted model, not a curated record. NCBI's taxonomy places the organism in Eukaryota, Metazoa, Arthropoda, Insecta, Thysanoptera, Thripidae.
GCAAGGCGGUGGAAGCGGAUGUGUGUUGGUGCGGUCGCUCCGCUCCUGUCUGUCCCUGUCUGUGGGAUUGGCGUUUUGUUGUGUCUAUUUCCCCCUGUUUCGUGCAAUUUACGUUGGAUACCUUCCUUCUCGCCGAUGGCUCCGCUGCGCCGGCCCCUGUGACACCCCUGCCGAGACUCUGCGCGCCCCGCGGUCGCCAUGAACCCCGACACAUAGGGAGGGACGCUGUGAGGCCUCUGUUUGAGGCGGGCCAAGCGGGCCAGCGCCACGCCAGGCGCCAUGCGGCGAGUCCUCAGUGGCUGUCAGGCCAGCCUCGGCUUGGACCUGGACUGGAACUGCACCCACUGCGUGAGGGUGCCCGGCGAGGCUGCUGACAUGGACAGUGCCCGGAGCAGCAUCCGCAUCCACCACCCGCAACAUGCCCCCCUCGGCAUUGGCAAGGUGGGGUCCAACUCGCCCCCCAUCAUAGCCAAGGCCACGGAGGGACAUUCCCCACGCUUCCCCAAAUUGGACGAGUGCGCCCAUUUUCAUUAUGAGCAUGUAGAACUGGGUCUAAUACAAAUUACUAUCAUUAAUGAUCAAGACUUAAGUUUGGGUAGUCGAAUGCAUUCGGAGGAUGCCGAAAAUCAAUCAUACACGGUCCAGGUUGCAUCCCAAGGCAAAAGCUGGCUUUUGCGACGAACAUUUCAAAAUUUUCGCUCACUAGACUCUCAACUUCACCGCUGCAUCUACGACAGAAAAUUCUCAGCCUUGCCUGAACUACCUCCGGAAGAAAACCUGUCAAUACCACAAGGCCAGGACCAUGAGGAAGCUGUUCAGAACCUGCUCUCCGACUACCUGAACCGCUUCUCCCUGAUCGCGGGCAACCUCAUCAACUGCGGGCCCGUGCUGAGCUGGUUCGAGCUCGACAACCGCGGCCGCCGGCUGCUGGUGCCGGACAAUGACUCCUGCCCCAUCAACACCCCCGCCGUGGCGGCCGCCUACUCCGUCAAGAGGUACUCGGCGCAGGCCCAGGACGAGAUCUCGUUCGAGGUCGGCGACAUGAUCUCGGUCAUCGACAUGCCGCCCCCCGAGGAGAGCGUGUGGUGGCGCGGCAAGCGCGGCUUCGAAGUGGGCUUCUUCCCCUCGGACUGCGUCGCCCUCAUUGGCGACAAGGUGCCCAGGAACUUGCAACUGUCUGCCGGGGCCAGCGCCCCCAACUCGCCUAGGGAGAUGAUGUUGGCUUGUCAACCAAGUAAACCUGUCCUGCGCAAGCAUGGAAAGCUCAUUUCAUUUUUCCGAUCAUUCAUUUUGUCACGACCAUCUCGACGGCGCCUCAAGCAGUCUGGUAUUUUGAAAGAGCGCGUUUUUGGUUGUGAUCUAGGGGAGCAUUUACUUAACUCAGGCCAUGACAUACCUAUGGUACUCAAGUGCUGCUCAGAGUUUAUUGAAACUCAUGGCAUUGUGGAUGGAAUAUACCGUCUAUCUGGCGUCACCUCCAACAUACAAAAAUUGCGAAAUGCAUUUGAUGAAGAUAGAGUGCCUGGAUUGUAUGAAGAUGAGGCAAUACUGCAGGAUAUUCACUCUGUUGCAUCACUUCUCAAAAUGUACUUCAGAGAAUUGCCAAACCCCCUUUGUACGUAUCAGUUAUACCAUCAAUUUGUGGGAGCUGUCCAGAAAGAUGGCAGCACUCGUGAAGGCCCUGACGAGAAUAGAGAUAGUACACGCCUGAUGCUCAUGCGUGAUGCUGUUCAAAAGCUACCACCCCCUCACUACAGAACACUUCAAUAUCUGGUUAAACAUCUGUCACGUGUGGCUGAGCAUGGGCAUCAAACUGGAAUGACUCCAAGAAAUGUUGCUAUUGUGUGGGCACCAAAUCUGCUCCGCUGCAAAGCUCUAGAAGUGGGUGGAGUGGCAGCAUUGCAGGGAGUUGGAGUUCAAGCAGUUGUUACUGAGUUUUUAAUUUGCUAUGCAGAUCUUAUUUUCUGUGAUAGACUUCCUGCCUUAAGUAUUCCUGUUCAGCAAGCUACACCAAAGCGAUGCCGACCUAAAUCUUUGGCCAUAUCCACUCCAACCAAGCUGUUGUCUUUGGAGGAAGCACGGACACGUGCAUUACUGUCAGCAGCUGGGAAAAUUGAUCAAGAAUACAUUGAAGUUGGUGGUGGGCCAUCUAGCCUACCCGCUAAAUAUCACACUGUUAUCGAUUUACCUAGUCGCAAACGUGCUGGAUCCAAACGCUCUCCUCUUGGCUGGAAAUCAUUCUUUAGUAAAGCUGGGCGAAGCAGCAGUGGGGCUAGCACCCAUUCAAGCCGUAAGGCUCAAGAACAACAGCAACAAAUGAAGCCUCUGCGGAAAACGUCUACACCUUCAGUAAUCAAUUUUGGCAUAGAAAAGGCUGUUACUGAGUCAGAUGUUGCUGUUGGUCGCAGACGACUGCGACCUGUGAAAAGUGCAGAGAGUCUUGCAUCUGGCAACAAUUCCAGUCGAAAUUCUACUGCCUUGAGCCACGGAUCGGAAGCUGCUGGACCUAGCUGUUUAACCCCAGGAGCUGGGAGUCGCCCUAAUAGUCAGGCUGUCAGCCCUUCUGAUGGUCUGAUGCCAAGCAAAGGAGGCCACAAUAGAUCCGUUUCUCAUGACUCGUACUUCGACCACCUUGCGGAGACACCAUCCAUGUCCCGUCGGGCCUCAUCCCGCUUGCACGAAGAAGAAGAAGGCUUUUCUUCUUCACUUGAUCUGAGUGAGAUCCAAGUAAACUUUGAACUGGAAGAGUCAGAGAUGCGCAUGUUUUCAGAGGAUGAGACUCUUAUGUCUACAUUUGACAGUGCCAGUGUCAUGUCUCAAGGGUCCCCUCAUACAAAUCAUACCAGUAUUAUGUCACGCCAAGGCAGAAGUUCAGUGGGAGUUGGCAAAAGGCUUACUCCGCAUGGUAUCCCUCACCUUGCUCGACCAGAAGACACUUUGAGUGGUGGAUGUUCUUCGCUGGAUCCUUCCCCGAAGAAACAAAAGACAAGUGGCAACAGUGAGUCUGAAAAGACUGUAGAUGUCUGCAAAAGAUCAAGAUUAGAACAGCAGCUAACCAGCUCAGCAGCUGAAUUACGCUACAUUGACAGCCAGUCUCCUGAACAAAUUCCCAUGCAACAGGUUCUUGUGCAUGCUGAAGUGCAUCACAGUGCAUUACCUGCCACAAGUGCUAGUUCUUCCUUAGCUGAAGCUCCAACUUCUGAUACUGAAAGCGUCACAUUACUGAGCUCUGGGUUGACAACACCGGACACACCAGUGCAACAUUAUCGUCCCCUCAGGGAAGAUGGAGAAUCAAGCGGAAGUGGUGUCGGGUCUACACCCGAUUAUGAGAAUAUGGCCAUAUCAGCCUCAAAACUCAGUCCUUUAGAACCAAAAUAUGAACAGCUCAUCGCCACUCCUUCACCUAGUCUGGAUAUCAGGGCUUAUGAUGGCAUUCCUGUUCCCAAACCUCGUUUUCAAACUCCUCGGACUCCCUACGAGAACAUUCAGCGAGACUUUCUUGCAGCCGAAGUGAAAGCAAAUGCUGUCGAUAAAAGAAAUCAACAGAGCUCCAGGUCUCCCUAUGAAAAUUUGCAGAGGGAAUUCAUCAUCACAAGUAGUGAGUCAACCCCCGCCCUGAGCCCUCCAGCAAGUAGCAGUCCUUUACUCAGUGCUGGCACUACAGCUGUGAGAAAUUUGGAGUCAAGUGGAGAAGACGAUACUCUGGAAAUCAGCCAAGAUAAUUUCUCUUUGGAUCUGAAUGCUGGCUUCGAUCACAUCUACACAGAAAUUAUGUCAGGUACUGAUAAGGACUGUGAAACUGUUGAAGGUUGCUCUAUGAGUGAUAUUUGUGAAACUGAAGAUCAUUUUGGAAAAGUAUCAAAUGCUGUUUUCAUACCAGAUGAGUUAAUGACACCUUCCUCUGAAAUUCAGUCCCAGAAUGUUUAUCAAAAUGUUCCAAAUUUAUCUAUGGAAGAGCCUCAUCCGGUGUGUCGAUCAGAUGACGAUGUUUAUGAGGAUUUUGCUUUUGACAAAGAAGCCGUAGAAACAACUAAUUCUGAAAUACCAUCUCAACAGAAGGUCCACAGUACAACACCACUGGAUCCCAAUGUGGUAUAUCAGCAAGUGAAGUAUUUACGACGCUCUAUUCAUGAAGUUAAUGCACUAUUGGAAGAUAGUAGUCAAGAUGUUUCAUUACUACAGCAAGUCCAUGGUGGAGGCACUAUUACAAAUGAAGAAGUCCUGAGCGAUGCAUUUAGUUCCUAUGUCAGUGGGGAGACACUUGUUACAGGAAUGGAAAAGACGGCUCCCUGUCCUGAAACUCAUUUUGAUUUUUCCCUUGCUGGAGCCACUGAUGCAAGUGGCACUGUAAUUAGUGAGGUGCCAGAAGGGACACAAAUUUCUCAAUCAUUUAACUCUGAGUCUUUCCCUCAAGAAAAUCAAGGUCUUAGAAUUGAUAAAUGUUUAGAAAAUGAGGUAGUAACUUACUGUGAUGAAAGUGAAGGAUCAGCAUUACAAGAAGCUUCCCAAACUUGUUUGUUUCCAUCUCAUUCCAGUGAGGAUAUUACUUCGGAAGAACCUCUUCAAGCAAGUGCUUUCCCAUCACACUGUGUGGCAGAUGAUGUUUCUACACAUAAACCAGAGCAAGCAUGUGAAUUUCCAACUCUCCAAGGUCAAGUUUUGAAAUCUGAGGUUCUUUCCCCUUCUUCUGAAAUGACCUCAUUGUCUGAUCCAUCUUUUGAAGAACCCACUGGUGCUGUCAAAAUUGCAACUGACAGCCGCAGACGCUUCGAAUCGGAGAUCGGCCGGGAGCUGGUCAGAGAAAGGCGCAUGACCCAAGAACUUCAGGAAGUACGAUCAACCAAGUCAUCACCCCAUGAGUCACCAGUCCACAAGUCUGACCGGAACAAAUCAAGUGUGAAGGAACUUCUUUCUCGCUUUGAAGUAACAUCUAUGGAUUCAGAGUCGCCAUGCAUGUCAGAGACAUCACCCUCGCCUAAUGCUUCCAGAAGAUCAGAUCCACAUCCCAAACCAACUGAAAAAAUGGACAUAACAUCAGCCACUUUACCUCCUUGUUUGAGGGCUCGCGCUGCUCGAAUGGCACGCUCAAAGCUUACACCUGCUCCAAAUUUUAGUGCAUCACUAGACGAAGAUCACUUUUUGAGAUCAGGAGGAAGUAAGGGUGAAGGUCGAGCUCUGAUACGUACUCAGACAGAGCCUGAUGUGAAUGCUGAAAACAACACUGGGGAGGACCAGGAAGAGCAGCAGCCUACAUCAUCUGAAUCAAAAAUAAUGGAGAAUGCAUGUACACUUUUUUCUCAAGAUGAUGAUCCCCAGCGAAGAGAACGCAUAGAACGAUAUAAGGAGGAGCGUCGAAGUUUCUUGAGGAAGAAGUACCAUUCAGAAAGUUUUCGUUGUGAGAAAGACGAAACACUGGUACGACUAAAGCAAAAGUCUGGAGGUAAAGUAGAAUCUGAAGAACCGUCUGUUGAAUCAGAAAGAGUCAGUAAACAACAAAGAAGCAGUUUACCUGACCGUCUGCCUUCUGAUAAAAAAUCUUCCAAAGAGCCUGGCAAUUCACCAAGUAAAUCACCAAGCAAAAAAUCUGCCAAGAGCAUUGGUGUUUCAUCACCAACAAGCCCCGAACCCAUUACAUGUGUAACAAUUCGUCAGAGGAUUGUAACUCCUGAUAAAGUUUCAUUGAAGGGAUGUGAUUCUCCUCUGAGCCCUAAAUCCCCUAGAAAUGAAAGUAACAAAUUUGGUUAUUCCCCUGAAAAGAUAGCCCCUGGUAAAGUAUCGCCAGAACGCAAAUAUUCAGAAAGAACAAGAAUUCCGGUGUCUGUGGACCUUGCCCAUACAGAGAGGAGGCCCGCACAGCUUGUGCUUGUCCAGCGUUCAUCUUUACCUGUCGCUUCCUCUGAUAGGAGAUUAUCUGCUGGAAGCAAAGUUACCUCAUCUGAAUCCAACUAUCCAGUUGGUGAUGUAAAGCGGAGGGCAUCUGUAGAAAGUAAUGCCUCACAGCGCUCUCCCAUUAAGUCUCCAUCUUACUGCAUUAAAGACAUGGCUGCUUUAUUUGAAGCUAAGGAAAAUAGUUCUCGGAGUACUGCGAGUAAUACUUCUUCCAAAUCUGCUCCUUCCACUGCUGGUAAGAAUUGUGUAUCCUCUGUUUAAAAUGUAUUUGAUUAAGUUUUUGGCAGUGUGUGACGAUGACACCAUUUAUAUGUGUGCAUCGAAGCCAAUUUCACUUAUGUCGACUAUGCUGGAUGAUGACCCAUCUAUUUCUGUGAUACGUAAUUUUUGACUCUGUGUGCUGAUUCAAUUGACUCAAUGAAGUUUACAAUUUCUUUGUUUUGAAUUGAAAGGUCUUGUGGUACUAUAGAUAAACCAGUGCAUUUUACGAUCUGUUCUCUCCUGUCACUGGCAUACGUUUGUUGUGACUUGAGCAAUGAAUCUGUUUUAAUUUUUUUUUGUAAUUGUAAGUGUUAGUGGGUGAUAUAUAUUUGAGAUGUGACAUUUAAAAUGUGCAAUCAAAUGGAAAAUAUUGUUUCCUCUAGAGGAUGAUUAGGUUUUUUCACAAAAUUUACCAUUUGUUGUUUUCUUAAGUUUAAUGUUGAUUGUAAAUUUCUUAUUGUGCUUUAUAAUGUUAUUUCCGUGUAAGAUGAAGUGUGUGCCAAUCUUGUUUACUUUCUUUACAUUGCUUGAUUUGUGCUGUUUUUUUUUCUGGCAUGUUAUCUGUUUUACAUAAGUGUCUAUAAAACAAAGGAGCUGACCCUGUAAUUCUGAAACAUUCCUUUUAUAAAGGACCUUAAUUUUAAUUUUCUUCCUUAUUAGAGCCUCUAGUGAGCAUUGAUAUGAUUCUGAUUCCCAAACCUAUUGCUGCUCCCCAGCUUUGGGUUUGAUAAUGUAAAUGAUGUCAGCAAACCCAGAUUAGUACUAUUGCAGUACUCUAUUCUUGUUUUUCGGAACUAGGAUCAAAUGCUGACUCUCAUUCCUUUGUGUAGCAGCAGUGGAGGUUGUGAGCUUUAUUAUGUUGUGUGGGCCUGUUUACAGAAGACUCAAGUUGGUAACUUUAUUACAGACUAGUGAGGUCCAUUGGUGACUAGACAUAGUCAAAAUCUUUUUUGGGUGUUCUAUUGGAAAAAGUUUUUGAACACCUGUCAAACAAGCGCUUUCUGUGUCCCUGUUUAAACUCAUACAUAUAUUUUGAUACUUAUGAGUUUUAAUCUCAAUUAUGGAAGAAAUUCUUAGCUUGUAUUAACUCUGACCUUUCAACUUUAUUAGGGUAAUAGAGAAUAAAACACCAGUUUUAAGAUUUCGGGUUUUAAAGAGGACGGCUUUUUUUAAAUUUGCUAGCUUGCAUUAUCCUUAUUGCUUUUCUCUCUGUGCCAAAUAGACUAUGAAGCACCUAACUCAUCUUGUAAUCAUACUGGGCGUUUGGGUCUCAAUGCAAGAGAUCUGUAUAACCCUCAAAUAGGUAAUCAAAAUUAGUGCCUUCUUUUGUGUAGCUUAGAUGAUGCAUCUGUGGGAUUUGUUGAACAUGUCAUUCUGAUGAUCUGAAAUGAAGCCAUUUUUCUUUGCAGCAGGCAUUAAGUUUCUGAGAGAUUGCUUUAAAGAGACUGAUCUGAAUAUGUUAUCUUAUAGUGAAACACUUAGAAUGUCUUCCCUCUUUGUAUUAGAGGUCUAAGUUCAGAUGUCACAAAAUUACCACUUACGUUUAAGAAAAAUCUUGUCUUCAUUUUGAGACUAGGAUUUCUAAAAUAUACUUAGUAUAUAUAGUCUAAUAUAUCUAUAUAAAUUUAUAUGAUUGUUGACAGUCUUCUGCUAUUGCUCGUUAAUUCAUUUUCCGAUUAGUUCUGUUUCACUUCCUGCCAUUAGUUAACAUAGUGUAGCACCUGUGUUUAUUGUUGUUUUGGUAAUGGUUUUGUUCAACUAAGUACCUUUUUUACUGUUUGGAUUUCAUUAUUCACUGUUAAUGAAUUUGUGCCAUAUGUGCAUGCACCACAUCUGAUCUUUUGCUUCUGCUCUUCCUUGGACCAAAAUUGGGUAAUACCGUAAAAUUAAAAUAUUGUCCUCCAAAGUUUCUGUUAGUUGUCUCGUAGUUAUUAUAGGCCAAUAACCAUUAUGAACAUCACAAAUGGCAAUAGUAUUGUGUUACUAUUCCAGUUGUUUUUCACUCUUAAUUAUGUAUCAAGGGACGCCCAGUGUGCUCUUUUAUUUGUAGGUCUUAACCGUCGAUGUGUGGUGUGCUGGAUGGUGUAACGGCAGGCACACCUUGCCUCUGAGCAAGAAUAAGUUAAAGCGUUAUGCUUUUAUAAUUAACCUAGACUGUAGUCAUUGUUAAAUUUUUUUUUGUACUUGCUAACCUUUUGUAACACAUGAGUUCAAAGCUUUAUUUCUUUUAAUUUUGCGACUGACUAGCAUUUCCUAUUUAAAAUAUAGAACAAAAUACCCACUUGUUGAAUAUGACAGAAAUUAACUGCAUUAUUAUAUAAUUUUAGCUUGCCAGCCCUAUGGUUAUGAUAACACAGCAUUUUAUCAUGUGAGCAUAGUACAAUUGCCACAUUUGAUUAGGGCUCCUAAAAUAUAGUUCGUAGCUUAUUUGCUAAUUUAGCCUUGAGAUUUGAAUUGGUUGUAACUUUUAAGCCCUUUUUCAUUGAUUUGAAAAAGAAAAGGUUUUUGACUAAUACUGUUGUGUAAUAAUCUCCAGUAUUAUUGGCAAUUUUUGCAAUUUUGUUUCUGUCCAUAAGCAGUUUAUUUCACCCUCUCUUCGUCACGUGUUGAACCUCUUUUUAUUUCUCUCAAAAAGUGUUAUCAACUGUGUGUCACUUGAACUGACAGCUGCAAUAUCUUUUAUUGACUGACUUUUAAUUUUUAUUUCCCUUCUUGUUAUACCAAAGUUUCUUUUUUUCCCUUUUGUGGCUUGUUUUGCUCUUUUGAAAGUUCUAUGGGCUGGAUUAUACCAAACGCCUAACAUACCACUGCAAUUUUUGUGCCUUUAUUUUAAAUGAGGCAUUCUAUUUCUGUUUUGACAAGUAAUUUGUGUGCUAGUGCCUUUUAUAAUUAUUUUUCCCUGUAAAGUUUACUUGGACCUUUUUAUAUCUUCUAUGUAUGGAAAACUGUACAAACAGUUGACAAUCAGUUUUGUUGAGGGCCCAGAAUGUUCCAGGAGUCUUAGUGGUGGACCAAACAUAAGAGGCAACUGGAUUGGAAAUUUGUAAUAGGGAAGGUCAGUUCUCUGUAAUGUGAUUGAUUAUGUUAUAUGUAUGUUGUAAGAACAAAUCUAAGCAUGUUUGUAAAUUUGUACAAAACACUCAAGUCAUGCUGGAUAAUUUUAGUUGGCUUUGUUUAUGUUCUCAUAUUUUUCCAUAAAUGUUAAUUUCUA